UUAGAUGAAAAAUCGAACAACGAAGCCAACACAGGAGAGAACCCCACAUCACACGUACCAUUUCGCAUCAAAAACGUUGGCGCACAAGACUUUAUCACGGGAAGAAACAGAAGAAUCAUGGACGCGCACGGACUGGCAGUGUCGCCAUCCUUGCUCGACGUCCACGUUGAUACGAGGCGAGACGAAGCGACACAAGAGAGAAGAACGGCUGUGACAAUAAAUUCAACCGACAAUGACAGUGGCGGGGAACAAAUUUCGAGAAGACAGCCAUCGCGGAGAAAACUCGAGAGAUCGAUCUCACCAACGCGAUUGAAAUUCCGUAUUGGAUCGCAAUUUUUGGCAAUCGGAACGCUGCUAUUGGCGCUGUUCAGCGUGAGUGUUCAUCUCGCGCCGCCGACGACGAAGACUCUCAAGGACGUUGGCAGAGAUGGGAAAGCAAGAAAAAAUCGUCCCCCACCACUGUACGCUCUGGGCUACACGACAAAAUUCACGAGGAAAAGGCAAGCUAUGGUCAACAAUCCUUUUCUUGGGCAACACAGAACAAUACCAGCAAUGACAUCACACCUACAACUGCAAUCAAAGUGGAGAAGGCCAAACGCAAUGACAAAACCAAAAACAAUGCCAGGGGCGGCUUCAGGGUUCGCCUUGGGAAUGGGCAAAGACGUUCCUUCUCCUGAGCUUUCGACCGACAACAAUGGUAGCAGUAGUUCACUAGGCUAUCGAUGGAAGCGUUUCGCGGUCUGGCUCCUGACCGGCUCAAAAGAGAGUCUUUCUAAGCCCCAAUGGCUAUCGUCAUCUUCGCCCAAUGCUUCGAAUGCCGAAUCCGAGGGGCAAAAGGCAAAGAACAACCUCCUGUCCAAGAUUCUUCCUCCAUGGAUUUUUUACCUGCGGCCGUCGGUGCAGCUGAUGGUGACUCUCUUGCUUUACCUUUUCCACACGGUUGUCCUCACGCAAAACGCCCUGCCGUUUCCAGUUCAGUUGAUUCCAAACGAUCGUGGCAAUUUUCAAUCAAUCGGUCUAGAUUCGUGAGUAUACAUCAAAUGUCUUAGUUGGAAUUCUCGUGUUCAGUUGUUUUUGCGAAAUUUGAUCUUGUGAUAUUUUGGGGCUUCAAAUGUGUAUGCAUUGCUUUUUUUGAUGUCUAACGCAACCUGAUAAUGAAACCAACAUUUCCUCCUGCUGCCUCGAACCAACAUCCUCCGACAAUCUGUGGAAAACCAUUAUUUUGAAACACAAAUGGCAUUUUGACAACCUGCAGGCUGACCGGAAUGGGAACCCUGGCCUUUUAUCAGUACCUGAGGCGGAAACCUUCCAAUUUUUUUGAUUUGGAGGUAACCCAGUCCUCGCAAUCCACAACCACGGAAACGGAAAUCGAACAGAACACACCCGAUGGCAUUAUUAACAACAGCAGUGACUUGACCAACGCCAGUGAAAACAUAAUGAUAUACAGAAACGACACUUCUAAUGUGACAUCGAGAACGGUUACGACAACAACGACGACAACUACAACCACGACUACCGAAAUCAAGGCUUCCUAUCUACCGGACUUGUUCUCAGCACCCCACCCCAAGAACAUGCCCUGGAAGAACAUCUGGAAAUCCAAGUAUUCCAGGGUGUCGUCCCUAUCGGCUUUGGUGGUAUUGACCAAGGCCUACUUUCUUACGGGCUCCGUCUCUCUCUUCUGGGAAGACACGCUUUAUGGAAUGGCCACCCACUUGAAUUGGAUGACGGUUGGGAUGCACCGGUCCCUAUCGGUCUUGCUGGGGCAUCUCUCGUGGAUUGCGAUGGGUGCGACCGUGCUCAGGAUUUUUCUAAGACCACAACCUUUUUUCCAGGAACCAGAAUCCCAGUGGUUUUCAAGCUUUUACAAAACCGCACCAAAGGCACCGGGACCAAAAAUGACGAAGACUAGGACGGUGUUGGGCAGCAAUGGCUACAUCUAUGGCAACAACAGUACGACUGUCACUCCGGAUCAGCUUCUUACAUCAGAGAAGGAAAACAACUCUGCCUCUAAUCAUCCGCAGUGGGUUUGGUGGGCCAUCGGUGGCUAUUUCGUCAGCUCGUGGCUCUUCAACGUGGUCGAUCUGGUCAAUUCUUACGUCUUUCCAUUGGCCGUUUUGGAACAGGCCGAAGAAUCUUCCAUCGUCGCCAAGCUCGUCAAUCCGGAAGGGCAGGAUAUCUUAGCUUCUCUGGUGGGAUUCAUCGCCCCGUGUUUGACGGCCCCCUGGUGGGAAGAGAUUUUGUACCGGGGAUUCCUGCUGCCGACCCUGGUGCUGUCGGCACCACAGCGGUCCUACUGGUUUGCGACUUUUCUCAGCGGGAUUCUAUUUUCGAUUCACCACCAGAGCGAGCUGGCCUUUUUGCCGCUCUGUGUGCUGGGAUGGAUCUGGGCGAUAGUCUACACAAAGUCAAAGAACCUUUGGACAACGAUUGUGAUUCAUUGCAUGUGGAACUCCCGGAUCUUUUUGGGCAGCUGGUUUGGAUUGUAACUAAUCAAACCGACAAAAUGCU
Molecule: messenger RNA, 2508 nt
Organism: Pseudo-nitzschia multistriata
Lineage: Eukaryota; Bacillariophyta; Bacillariophyceae; Bacillariales; Bacillariaceae
Source: the annotation of a GenBank genome assembly